AUGGCUCAAUGGGAGAAUAUUCCCCAUAGGUUCGUUCCUUAUAAAUACCUCCCUCUUUCUUCGAACGCCCAUACGCGAAUUAUUAAACUACAUCCUUCCUUGGACCCGUUGGCGCCUAUCCGGUGCUCACUAUUCGAAAUCAAUCUAGACCAUGAGAAGUCCGAAUAUGAUGCCUUGUCGUACACAUGGGGAAUCCCAAGCUUCACAGAGGAACUUAUUGUUGAUCAGUGUUAUUUGAUGAUCACGCCAAAUCUCAUGUAUGCUUUGCAGCGGUUCCCAAUGCCGACCGAGAAUCGUAUGAUUUGGGUUGACGCAAUCUGUAUCAACCAAGAAGAUAAUGACGAAAAGUCAAGACAGAUACCUUUCAUGAGGCAGAUAUAUCGUAGCGCAUCAUCAGUACUUGUUUGGUUGGGCAUUGAUGAAAGUGGUUCUGACUCCCUGCGCCGACUUCAUCAUUAUACGAAGCAAUCUGGGUCAAGCGUCUCUACGGCAGAGAUUACCCGAGAACUAGGUAACAUCACCGGGCUACCGUGGUUUCAUCGGCGUUGGAUAAUCCAAGAGGUGGUUUUAAACCCCAAUGUCCUUCUUAAUUGUGCGGAUGUGAGUAUGCCAUGGGUGCGGCUUGUCCAAGCCCUGAGCACGGGAAUAGCCACGGAAGUCAUGAGCUCCCUAGUAACGAUGACGGACCUUUGGAAGGACUGGAUACUCCGGAAAGAUGAUGCACAACCCCACCUGUUCAAUCUUCUUGCUUUAUUUCACGGCUCCGAAUGUCAAGAUGCUAGGGACAUGAUAUACGCCUUGGCCGGACUGGCAAGUGAUGUGCAAUUGAGAGACAAUAGCGAUAGAAAGGAAAGGUCCAAAGAGACGGAAGAGAGGGGCAUAGAGAAGGAUACUGGGAAUCAUGGGAGAACUGUGAUACCUGUUGACUAUACCAUCUCCGCUGAAUGCCUUUACUAUGAAGUCGUGUGCGCCAUCAGGCAGACAGCUGAUCAAUCAGACCAGAUGCCAUCGUGGGUUCCUGAUUGGAGGAAACCCAAAAUUAGAGAGCCGCUUUGGUUUUCCCCUUCUGAUAUCCAAGGCUAUUUGGAGCCUCAUAACCGGUCAAUACUGACAAUCAAUUCAUCGAGCAUCCAUCUACUGGGUAAAGUGACUAAUAACAGCGUUAGCGCUAUUUUCCCUGACAUAUAUGUCGAAUCCGAGAUUCAUAAAUGGUUUUUGGACACAUGGGCAAGCUUGUCUGAGCUACAACCGUCCCAAGAUAAUGCGCACCAACAUCAACCUAGCGAAUAUAUCCUAGCUCGUUUAGUCAAUACCGUUUUAAACGAAAAAACACCAUAUGGACAUAACGGGCUGACAAGUUUCAACAUGGAAGGCUUUCAUAAAUCAUGGGUCGAGUAUCGAGGGUAUCUGCAAAAGGUCUGUGAGGACAUACAACAAGGGACAAUAAACCCAGAGUUCUACAAAUAUACUUGGAACUAUAUGAAAGGCCGCACUAUCUUCAUUUGGCAAGACGCCGCUAAGUCUCAGCCACAAUACGGGUUUGGACCCUCUCAUACCCAACCAGGAGACACGAUACUUGCUCCGGGGUCCUCCACUUUCCAGGCAUUUUUCAACACUGGCAUGCGACCAUUGAAUACCAAUAGGUCGUCUUUCCUGCUUAGGCGGUCUUCCGGCAAAUUCGAUUCGACAGAUCGUGUGCUGCCGGGGAACUUUCGAUUAGUUGGGGACUGUCAGGUUAUGCUAUACUCUGGGCGUACUAUCCACGACUUGACUAAGGAAUCUGAUGAUUAUGCGCCUUUAGGUUUCUCUUGGUUUCAACAACUCUCUAUAUCGUAG
This is a messenger RNA of Daldinia loculata, 1836 nucleotides long. Its product is annotated as HET-domain-containing protein. The transcript is spliced from 3 exons. Lineage: Eukaryota; Fungi; Ascomycota; Sordariomycetes; Xylariales; Hypoxylaceae. The coding region runs from base 1 to 1836 and encodes 611 amino acids. The record is from RefSeq and is a predicted model, not a curated record.